AUGGUCCACAAAGUUGCAAUUGUAACGGGUGCAUCUUCAGGCCUGGGUCGAGCCAUUGCUAUAAACUAUGGUGACCUAGGAUGGAAAAUUGUCUGCGCAGAUCUUCGCUCCGACAACCCGAAUACCACAACGGCCACUGUUGACUUGAUCAACAAUGAGACAGAUGGUGAAGCUAUCUAUGUCCGAACAGACGUUUCCUGUUCUGAAGAUAUCCAAACCCUUAUCCACACAACAGUGGAGAGAUUUGGCAGGCUAGAUGUGCUCGUUAACAACGCAGGCAUCUCCCUUGAGUCACACGGAAAGCUGGGGCCGAAGCUCAUUGCCGACACGGAUGAUUCAACUUUUGAUACUACCUGGGCCAUCAAUGCCAGGUCGGUGUUCCUGGGUUGCAAAUAUGCCAUCCGUCAAUUGCUUCGCCAAACACCCUGGUCAACAGGAGAACGGGGAUGGAUCAUCAAUAUCGCGUCCGUCUAUGGCUUGAAGUCAGAAGUUGAGCAUAUUUCCUACAGCGCCACCAAAGCUGCAGUUGUUCAAAUGACAAAGUGCACUGCUCGCGAAUAUGGUCCAUCCAAGAUCCAUGUUAAUGCCAUUUGUCCCGGCUUCAUCAAGACCGAGAUGGAUCGAGUGAUGCUCGAAGACGAGACACUCAACGCUACAACUGUUGCUAAACAUCCUUGGGGGACGCUAGGGAUGGCCGCAGAUGUUGCUAAAGCGGCCAUUUUCCUCGCGAACGAACAAUCGAUGUGGAUCACCGGUAUUGCAUUGCCAGUUGAUGGCGGUUACAUGGUUACUUAA
Fusarium redolens is the source of this 795-nucleotide messenger RNA. RefSeq lists its product as uncharacterized. The record is from RefSeq and is a predicted model, not a curated record. The transcript has 3 exons. NCBI's taxonomy places the organism in Eukaryota, Fungi, Ascomycota, Sordariomycetes, Hypocreales, Nectriaceae. Gene Ontology annotation, molecular function: oxidoreductase activity, acting on the CH-OH group of donors, NAD or NADP as acceptor. Bases 1 to 795 code for a protein of 264 amino acids.